This is a messenger RNA of Soboliphyme baturini, 360 nucleotides long. Lineage: Eukaryota; Metazoa; Nematoda; Enoplea; Dioctophymatida; Soboliphymatidae. The record is from the annotation of a GenBank genome assembly.
AUGACCACUCCGCUAGAACCGCUAGUCAUCGAGCCGCAGGAAAUAUUCUUCGACCCGGACUAUGAUGUGGCACAGAGAAAACUGAUCACUUUUACCAGCCAAAGCCUUCAAAUGAAAACCGUGUUCAAAAUUAAACUCACACACCGAGAUAUGUACACCGUUGACCCUCCAAACGGCUUCAUUAAGCCAGGCGAAAAAAUAACGGUAGAUUUGGUGCUUCAGCCAUGCGAGUGGAGUCCAGAGGUUGCAGAAAAAAAUAAAAUGCUGAUACAGACUCUGCAGGUACUUCCGGAAGAUCGCAAUGCGGUUCAGGACUUGUUUCUUAUGGGUGUUCCGCCGAUGGACCAGAAGGCAUAUUAA